ACACCGGAGACGCCUCUCCGCCACCGCUCACGAUUGUCGGACUUCAUCUCUUAUCCUUCAGUCUAACCUCCUUCUGAUUUGUACCCUUCACCAAGACCUCCUCCACCUUUCGCCGUCGCAUGCAGAUUGGAAUAUCCUCCAUCUCCAGAUGUUAAUCCGGGAAGUGCUCGAUCAGACCAAAAGUAGAUCCUUUGUUGGACCGUUCAGUGACGCCAACCUCUGCUGAAUCACCUUUGAAGCGAUCGAGAUUAAUCCAUCGUUCUUCUCAUCCUUUCCGUAAAGAAAGCUUCACCCAUUUCCAAUUUUCGGCGAGCUUGAAGCCGAUGAAGACUGAUUUCUGCGGGGAAGAAAUCAAAGCAUAACCUUCGAGAGAGAAAUUCCAUCACAAACAAACGGGAUUUUGAUUUAACAAAUACGAAAGAGGAAUAAGAAACUGGAUUAGAUCCGAAAUUUAUUUUUCAAUCUCAAUCAAAAUAAGACAUGAGAAUCCAUAACCCGUUGAUUGAAAUUGAAAACCCACACCAAAAAACUCGCCAAGCGAAACAAAGAUUCUUCUAAAGGAAAACGUAAAUCACCAAAGCGAAGAACAAAAUCCGAUUACCGGAACUAAAGAUUCGAUCAAGAUGAUCAAAAUAUUUUACAAACCAAAAAAUCUUUCAUCCCUUCAUCUCUCUGUGAAAGAUCCAGAGAGUGAGAACUGAGAGAAGAGAGAGAAACUUUUUUAUUCCGAUGUAAUUAAGCUUGUAAGGUCAGUUUUUAAUUCACAUCUUUAUCACCUUAAAUAGAUGUCAAUUUCUUUCUUUCUUUUAAAAAUUUAACUAUUUUUCUCGGGAUUAUAAUGUGCCCAUAGGUACUAGUUUGUGGGAGCAACAACAGACUACGAGCAUCAUCAACCACUCUCGAACGACUCACCAUUUCCAUGCCUUUGUUAUUCAUCACAUGGACCACACGGGCCCCCUGUGGUUAAAACUUAAAACCGUUUAUAAAUGAUUUUUUUUCUCACUGCGAUAAACAUUGCAAAAAAAAAUUUUGCAAUGAAAUAUGUACUUAAACCAGUGUUUUGAAAACUGGACCAGCCCGACCGUAAAUCAUCGAAGAAGUCGAGUCUGAUCGAGUUUAAAACAUGGAUCUGAGAAAAAUCGGUAAAACUGAAUAAAAAACAGGUAAAACUGGUGAUCUGUGUCAAUUUCAAAACCUGAUUCUAAAAAAUCAACAUAUAAUUAAUAUGUUUUCAGUUGUAAUUAAAAUUUAAUAUUUCAUCAUUGAUGUUUUGAAUAUAAUUAUUUAAUUUAUUUGUAUGUAGUUAUUUUCUUAAGAAAGAGUGUAAAACUAUUCUCAUAAACUAUUAUGGUUUUGUCAUAUUCACAAAUUUAAAACUUUAGUUGUGAGAAUAAAUAAAUAUAGUAAUUUGAACGGUCAAUUAUUUGAUUUUUAUCAAUUUUAAUUUACACAGUAUUCACUUGUUUAAUGUAUAUAUAGUUGGAUUUAUGUUUAUUUAUUGAAGAACAAACGACUUAGAAUUAAAGGAUAAGCAAUAAAAAAAAAUAUGAGGAUUAGGAAAGCUAACAUCGCAACUUCAAUUGCAUUCAUGUUAUCACAUUUUGGACACAUCAAUGAGGUCAUCCCUCUGUUCACUUUAGGUUAGCAAUCACUACAUGCAAUUUUAUAACAUCUAGAGUCCCACACAACGUUAUCAAUGGUGGCUAUGCAGAGUUAAAAAGUCCACCUACAAUCAGAAAAGAGUAAGCAUUGUACGUACUACACCCUUUUUCUCCUCCUCUUGAAUGUCCGAGGUACUAUUUAAUUUAUAUAGUCUUACAAAGUUGGUCAUGUUGCCCUUUCCUCAGUAGAUUCAUAUCUUCCUCUUCCAUCCGAUCUCUCCUUAUCCAUUCAGAUUCGAGUUUUUCUCUUUAUUUGAAAUCUCCCAUUAUCCUAUUUUCUUCCUUAUUCUUUCCCAAGUAAACAUUCACUAAAAUUGUCGCGCUUCAUGUUUUGCGUCAUAAAUGGGCUGCAUCAGUAUACAUUGAAACAAAUCCUUCUAUAUUUUCAGGUUUUAUAUCAUUAAUAUAUAUAUAUAUAUUAAAGUGAGUUUGAGAUGGACUGAAAAUAAACACACCAAACCAUAAUAUAUACUGAUUAACCAAAAAAUAUCUGUUUCUACAACUGUGUUUGAAGCCUAAUGCAAUCUUUGUGUCUUUAUGUCGUCAUAUACAUCUUCAACUCCACAACAAUUACAAAGAUCUUUUGUCUUUACGUGAGAUAUGUGGUUUAUAUAUAUGACUGUGGUUAUAAUACAUAUGCUAUAAACCUGUAUCAAGGUACCCGUUGCUGCCUCCGGAACUUCUCUAGCUAGAGGACUGGAGCACACAUUAUAAGUGUAUCCAGAAGGUUUGAGUUGAGUUUUCUAUAACAUUCCCAAACAUAUCCAUUUAAGCCCAAAUAUGGAACAUUUAGGCCCGUUAUGUGUAUCAACAAGUUUUUAACCAACUAGAAGACAAAAACAUAUAUAUCUCCUGAAAGAUAAAUUAAAGAAAAAAUGCAUUUAAGUGGAACACUUGCUCAGAUCUAAAAGUAACAUGCAUGGCAUAUCCACCGGACCGGACCACAAUUAAUGUUAAUUUUUGAGUGAUAAUAAUAGUAGGGGCUCACAUACUUUCUUUAUGUUGUUGAGAUUCAUGUAUCACUAUCACACUUGAGUGGAAAUAUUAGUAUUAAUGUUUUGGCUUAUUUUCAUGGAUCAUCAUGAGUGUAAAAUUACAUUUGACUAAAUUGAAUGUCAACAUAAAUAAAAAGAAAAAGGAGAAAGUUUUGCGAGAAAAGAGACGACAAAACAAAAGACAGGAGACAAGAGAGAGAAGAGACAAGAAACAUAAACUUGUUUCAUCAGAAAAACAAAAAGAAAGACAACGAGAGACGAGAGAUAAAUAAACGGAGAAAGGAAUAAUGGCGAUCGGUGAAGAGCAUCCUCCAUAAAACAUUUUAAUUAACAGGUUUUUUUUUUAUUUGGUGCUUUUGGGGUUGGGUUCUAGCGGAUGAUUCCGUUUGAUUACUGAUGCUUUGUGGUGGAGAGGGAAAGAAAUGGACUUGUGGGAAAGCUGGUGUGGUAAGUUUGCAAAAAGUGGCUUCUUUAGUCCGGGAUCUAAGCCAACCUUGUCUUUCACAACCAGGGAUACAGCUUCUUUUAUCUAUAGGCAAGAUGCUUAAGCCAGAGAAGUGGAGGGCUUUUUUCGAUUGUGAUGGAAAGGUUUUUGGUUUCCACAAGGCGCUCAAAUUAAUUAUCUUGGGGGGGAUCGACCCAUCAAUAAGAGCUGAAGUUUGGGAGUUUCUCCUUGGCUGUUACGCAUUGAGCAGCACCUCUGAGUACCGUAGUCAACUCAGGGAAGCUCGAAGAGAACGAUACAAUGAUCUGCUGAAGCAAUGCCAGAUGAUGCAUUCGAGCGUGGGAACUGGUUCGCUUGCCUAUGUUGUUGGAUCCAAAGUCAUGGACAUGCGAAAAUCAUACAAGAAGGAAGUUGUAAAGGAAUCUACAGAUGGAAGCACAGAAGCUUCUGUAAAUGAUAAUGAGAAAACUGAAAACCACGGUGAUUCGAGUAAUAAUGAUACUGACACAUCUCAUGGCCAUAGAAGAGGAAGUUCUAGUGAGUCAGUUGACAUAGCAAGUCCUGAAGCUUCUCCUUUUGUACUUUCCUCUGGUGGUCCUCACGUUGCGGAUGGUGUUUUUGACUUCCCCUCUCUAGCAGUCACUGAUUUGUUUGGGAGGAGUAGUUUAGAUAAGAAAGGGGUUUCUACUCCAGAUGAGGAAGCUUCGGUUCGAAGUGAGUUGAGAUCUGAGGAUGAGGGAAUGCACAGUUUUAGAAUUGAUAAGAACGCAGAUCUAGUCAUAGAGUCUUCUUAUAAUAACAACAACAACAGAUCUGCAUCCAUUCACUCAGAAAUCGAAGUGGUAGAUCCUGAGUCUGCUGAACAGCUGUCUCAUUCCGGCUCCACGGUGGAGAUAGUUGAUGGUCUGAGAAUCUCAGAUGUUCCUGAAAUGCCAUCUGCAAAAGAAACUCCUUCUCGUGGUGGGACUGUCACGGAAGAUCGGAUGUCUGAAUGGCUCUGGACAUUGCACCGAAUAGUUGUGGAUGUGGUAAGGACAGAUACUCACCUUGAGUUCUACGAGGAUCCAAGAAAUCUAGGAAGGAUGUCUGAUAUCCUUGCUGUCUAUGCUUGGGUUGAUCCUGCAACUGGUUAUUGCCAAGGUAUGAGCGAUUUGGUGUCUCCUUUUGUGGUUCUUUUUGAAGAUAAUGCUGACGCUUUUUGGUGCUUCGAGAUGCUCAUAAGAAGAACGCGUGCAAAUUUCCAGAUGGAAGGACCGACGGGUGUGAUGGAUCAAUUGCAAACAUUGUGGCAUAUAUUGCAACUGACAGAUAAAGAAAUGUUUUCUCACAUAUCUCGUAUUGGUGCUGAAAGCCUUCACUUUGCGUUCCGGAUGCUGUUAGUGUUGUUCCGAAGGGAGUUGUCUUUUGAUGAGGCUCUAAGGAUGUGGGAGAUGAUGUGGGCUGCUGAUUUUAAUGCCUCUGUUGCUGAAACUCUGGAGAAUGAUUGCUUGGAGCCGUUGGUGAUUCAGCUUCCUAGACAAUCAGAAGCUGAGAUAGGGGACCCAAAGAUAGAUGAUGGACAUAGGAACAGUACAACUAGUGAACCAACUUCGAGGAGCAGCGACAGAAUGUCAAAGAGCGGACCAUUGUCAAAGAGCAGCCUGUUGUACAUAAGCAGUCUACUGCCAAGAAGUGGUCCAUUGCCAAAGACUGGUCCUAUGUCUGACGACAACGAUACUGAGAUGAAGUCAGCAUCAUCUUCAUAUAAUUUCUGUGGCUUGACAAGAAACUUAUGGUCUAGGAACGAAAGAACACAUGUCUCUUCUUCUGUUGUUUCAUCCUUUGAAAAGGGAGAUGAUCCUCUUCCAGUCUUUUGUGUGGCAGCGAUCUUGAUUAUGAAUAGGCACAAGAUCAUGAAGGAAGCUCGGUCCAUUGAUGACAUGAUCAAGAUUUUUAAUGACAAGCUGCUUGCAAUUCGAGUUAGAAGAUGCAUACGCACAGCCAUGAAACUUCGUAAAAAAUACAUGUACAAGAAUCAGGUAAUCAAGAUCAAGAACCACACUCAGUCCCAGAUACAGAAUCAAACCACGACGCAGAACCAGAUCCCAGAAGAGAUUCAAAGUCAUGAUGAGAACUUCAGCCAAAGAAGUUCAUCUCAUGGUCCUGCCCACUAAAGAAUGAUGACUAAGAUAGAUUCCACCAAUAACUGUUAGUUUCCUUUAUAGAAACAAUAGUCAUACUAAAUAUAUAUAAAAGAAGAACAAGCUUAAAACAGGUAGGUCGUCUUUGGAUUUUGCAGAGUUAAAGAUUCACGAGUCUAUGUAUGCGUACAACGUUUUUGACAACUUUUUUUGAGGAAAUUCGUUUUUCGUUUUAA
This is a messenger RNA of Brassica rapa (field mustard), 5457 nucleotides long. Its product is annotated as small G protein signaling modulator 1. The record is from RefSeq and is a predicted model, not a curated record. NCBI's taxonomy places the organism in Eukaryota, Viridiplantae, Streptophyta, Magnoliopsida, Brassicales, Brassicaceae. Gene Ontology annotation, molecular function: GTPase activator activity. Gene Ontology annotation, biological process: activation of GTPase activity.